Messenger RNA from Pseudomyrmex gracilis, 1581 nucleotides. RefSeq names its product neuropeptides capa receptor-like. Lineage: Eukaryota; Metazoa; Arthropoda; Insecta; Hymenoptera; Formicidae. The record is from RefSeq and is a predicted model, not a curated record. Gene Ontology annotation, biological process: neuropeptide signaling pathway. The coding region runs from base 268 to 1188 and encodes 306 amino acids. The transcript is spliced from 9 exons. Gene Ontology annotation, cellular component: plasma membrane. Gene Ontology annotation, molecular function: neuromedin U receptor activity.
CUGACAUCGCCGAUAAAUUCUAGUGUGUAAAGUGCAAAAUAACGUAACCUAAUACGUUUGCGUUUCAAUUAAUGAGUCGCGAAAGCGUCAUAAUGGACAAAAGACUCACCGACGAAUCGCUUCUCAGGCUCGCGUCUCGUGUAAAAUUUCUCACUUAAGCGGAUAAAAACACAAAAAAAAAAAAAAAAAAAUGAGGAAACGUUUAUCCGAAGCUUUGCCACCUUAUCGUUAUCGCGACGAGCAUUAAUCGCGCGGACGCAAUGAAGAAUGUGUGCUCAACGAUCAUCCCCGUUUUUGUUCGCAUUCAUUCAUUCGGUGGCGAAUACAAACGCCACGUUGCAACGUCUGCUCAAAAAAAGUAACGAAUUCAAUCAUGUGACAGAGGUUGUAUCAAUGACGAGAGUUAAUGGAGUGCCCAACGAAUUGAUGAUAUUCUGGGAGAAAUAUCCGUGGACGCUCGGACUGAGUAUUUGCAAAUUACGAGCGUACGUGUCGGAAACGUCGUCUUACGUGUCGGUGUUAAUGAUAGUCACUUUCUCACUAGAAAGGUACCUAGCGAUAUGCCAUCCCUUUCAGUUGUACGCGAAGAGCGGGAUGAAACGACCUGUAAGAUUUAUCGUUAGCGCCUGGUUGCUGGCUCUCGUGUGUGCGCUACCUUUCGGGAUUUACACGACCGUUAAUUAUUUAGAAUAUCCCGCACAAUCCGGUCGUCCUUCCGAAAAAUCGGCUUUUUGCGCCAUGUUGUUGCACAGCAUUCCUGUAUUUCCGCUGUACGAGCUAAGCUGUUUCAUGUUCUUUCUCGUGCCGAUGGUGUACAUCGCGGUGGUCUACGUGAAGAUCAGUUUGCGAAUAAGACGUAACAAUUUGAAGCACAAUAACGUCAAUAGUUCUGUUCACGGCGACAGGCACGCUCAAACACGAAAAGCCGUUCGAUUGCUAAGUGCGGUAGUGAUAGCGUUUUUUAUGUGCUGGGCGCCGUUUCACAUCCAACGCAUACUGUACGUGUAUCAAAUACCGCUACUUGAGGAAAUCGACGAAUGGCUAUUUCCAAUAGCCGGGCUUCUUUAUUAUUUUAGCUGUACAGUAAAUCCGAUUCUAUACUGCAUCAUGAGCAAGAAGUAUAGGACCGAGUUCAAACGGAUACUCGGAUGCUCGGAGAUACCGAUCAAUAUGGAAACACAUCUUUAGAAACAUAAUCGGCAGCUGAUCGCACAAAAUGGUCAAAAGUAAGCAAAAAUUAAACCGCAAAAGCCGCGUUCAUAAACCGGCAAGUCGAAGGCAGUCGAGGGAUGAAAAGCUGAUCGACGGAAUGUUUUAUACAAAUGGAUGGAGAAGAUUUGUUGAUUUCGCAUCAACUAAGUGUCCAAACAAGAGAAUGACCGCAAUGCGGCCAAUGUGUCCAAUAGUCCAACAGUUUUACGGUCUCCGCACAUAAGCGCGGUCACGGUUAGACGAACGGACGUAAUGUCACUAGAACAAUGAACGUACUCACCGUGGCGGUUUCCACGGCGAUCAUCUCUGUGAUUACGAGGCGGUGGGUGGUUGUCACGUUUGGCCAGUCAUUACGCAUCGUGCCCAGCA